Messenger RNA from Dipodomys ordii (Ord's kangaroo rat), 186 nucleotides. RefSeq names its product keratin-associated protein 20-2-like. The record is from RefSeq and is a predicted model, not a curated record. The coding region runs from base 1 to 186 and encodes 61 amino acids. The transcript has a single exon. NCBI's taxonomy places the organism in Eukaryota, Metazoa, Chordata, Mammalia, Rodentia, Heteromyidae.
AUGUGCUACUGUGGCAGCUACUAUGGAGGCCUGGGCUAUGGCUAUGGAGGCCUAGGCUGUGGCUAUCGCUGUGGCUGUGGCUAUGGUGGCUAUGGCGGCUAUGGCGGCUAUGGUUAUGGUGGCUAUGGCUAUGGCUGCUGCCGCCCACUGUGCUGUGGAAGAUACUGGUCCUAUGGCUUCUACUGA